Menidia menidia (Atlantic silverside) is the source of this 621-nucleotide messenger RNA. The record is from the annotation of a GenBank genome assembly. NCBI's taxonomy places the organism in Eukaryota, Metazoa, Chordata, Actinopteri, Atheriniformes, Atherinopsidae.
AUGUUUGUUCCCAUCCUCUCAGAGCUGGGCGCCAACCCUCUGGCCAACAGCGGCAUCGAGCCGGGGGCGUUUGAGGGCCUUUCCACGCUGUACGUCGGGAUGGCCGAGGCCAAACUCACCGCGGUGCCCAAAGACCUCCCUUCUUCAAUCACUGAGCUGAGCCUGGACUACAACAAGAUCUCAAAGGUGGAAGUGGAAGACUUCAUCAGAUACAAAAACCUGCAGAGAAACAUUGACCUCCCGUCUUCAAUCACUGAGCUGAGCCUGGACUACAACAAGAUCUCAAAGGUGGAAGUGGAAGACUUCAUCAGAUACAAAAACCUGCAGCGGUUGGGACUGGCCUUUAACCAGAUCCGUUCUGUGGAGAACGGCAGUUUUUCCAGCAUCCCGAACAUCCGCGAGAUCCACCUGAACCACAACCGUCUGAAGAGGGUCCCGCCGGGCCUCAGCGCCCUGCGCUACCUCCAGCCCUCUGCCGCCCCCUGGUGCGUGAAGAAGAACCUGUACACGGGCAUUAGCCUGUUCGCUAACCCCGUUAAAUACUGGAACAUCCAGCCGGUGGCCUUCCGCUGCGUUAGCGGCCGGAGGGGCAUCCAGCUGGGCAACUUCAGGAGGAAGUAG